This is a messenger RNA of Megachile rotundata (alfalfa leafcutting bee), 1441 nucleotides long. It is a transcript of the gene HtrA2, whose product is annotated as HTRA2-related serine protease. Gene Ontology annotation, biological process: proteolysis; programmed cell death; positive regulation of apoptotic process. Gene Ontology annotation, molecular function: serine-type endopeptidase activity; protein binding. NCBI's taxonomy places the organism in Eukaryota, Metazoa, Arthropoda, Insecta, Hymenoptera, Megachilidae. The record is from RefSeq and is a predicted model, not a curated record.
UAACUUUUUUAUCGAUGUAAGAUAUACAUUUACAAGUAUUUGAAGUUGUCAGUCGUGUUCUAACCAUACCUGACAGUUCCACAUUGGGUUACGCCAAAAGAUGGCUGCUCCCAUUACGCGUUUUUCUUGGAACGUUUUGAAAAAAAGUCAGUUACAGUAUAAACAAUUAUUAACACUUUCGUACGCGACUCAAUCUGGGAAAUACAAGCACUCGUCUUCACAGGAGAAGAGAUUUCAAAUUUUGGAUAAUACUGUUAGAAAUGUUUUACUCUGUACCGUAUUCUUUACCGGUUGUGGUUAUAUUUUGUACAAAUGGCAAACGGAUUAUCCAAACCGAUUUAGCAAUUGGAUGAGAUCCAUAUUUACGAUACACGCAAAAUCGCUUAACUUUGAUGGUAACAAUAAUCGUAUGAAGUAUAAUUUCAUAGCUGAUGUAGUAGAGACUACAGCUCCUUCAGUAGUACACAUUGAAAUUCAGAAUAAUAAAACGUAUGAUUUUAUCACAGGGUUACCAUCGAGAAUAGCAUCUGGAUCUGGUUUCAUUGUUAGAUCCGAUGGCUUAAUAUUAACAAAUGCUCAUGUUGUAACUAAUAAACCUAAUACAACAGUUAAGGUUCGGCUUCAUGAUGGAACUACAUAUGUUGGCACAGUGGAGGAUAUGGAUAUGCACUGUGACCUUGCAAGUGUACGAAUUAAACAGACUAAUCUACCAGUAAUGAAACUUGGUAGUUCACAAGAUCUUAGACCAGGGGAAUUUGUAGUUGCUAUUGGAUCUCCAUUAACUUUAACCAAUACAAUAACUAGUGGAGUAAUAAGUAGCGUGAACAGAGAUAGUAAAGAACUAGGUCUUUAUCACAAACAGUUAGGUUAUAUUCAAACAGAUGCUACAGUAACUGAUGGUAGUUCAGGUGGUCCAUUAGUUAAUUUGAAUGGUGAGGCAAUUGGUGUCAAUGUAAUGAAAGUGACAUCUGGUAUCUCUUUUGCAAUACCUAUAGAUUAUGCUAAAGAUUUCUUAAAGAGAGCGGAAGCGCGUAGAAGCAAGUCAGGUACAAAGAACAUUGUAGAAGAACAUAAGACAAAAUACAUAGGAGUGACAUUGCUCACUCUAACACCCGAUCUCAUUUACGCAUUACAAAAGAAAUCGCGAGGAAUGCCAGACAUCAAUCACGGAGUUCUUAUUUAUAAAGUAAUCGCAGGAUCACCGGCGCACUUAGGUGGUUUACAACCCGGUGACGUCGUAACGUAUGUGAAUGAUGAACCAGUGAUGACUUCCGCCAGCAUCUACAAGGCAAUAGAAACGACUAAAAUCCUAAGAAUGACAGUUAUUAGAGGAUUCCAAGUGUUGUAUUUGAAAAUCGAGCCAGAAGAAACAUAAAUCAUGACACUACAUAAUGUUUCUAACUAAUGACAUUGAAAAUUAAAUUAAAGUAUACACACAAUA